Molecule: messenger RNA, 3822 nt
Organism: Alnus glutinosa
Lineage: Eukaryota; Viridiplantae; Streptophyta; Magnoliopsida; Fagales; Betulaceae
Exons: 3
Coding region: 1-3822 (1273 amino acids)
Molecular function (GO): RNA-DNA hybrid ribonuclease activity; nucleic acid binding
Source: RefSeq, a predicted model, not a curated record
AUGAGUCUUUUAUGUUGGAACUGUCGGGGGCUUGGGAACCCCCGAACAGUUCGAGUUCUUCACCAUUUGGUGAAAGAGAAGAAACCCAAUGUUGUUUUCCUUAUUGAAACUCUGUGUAGAGGUAAUACCAUGGAGAAAAUUAGAUGUAAACUGGGCUUUGAAGGGCUUUUUGUGGUCAACCCAAUUGGCAGAAGUGGGGGCUUAGCAUUAUUAUGGAAGGAAAACUCUUUUCUGGAGAUCUUUAAUUACUCCCGUCAGCAUAUAAAUGCUAUCAUACGAAAUGAAGAUGGAAGCCCAGGAUGGAAGUUUAUUGGCUUCUAUGGAUUUCCCAAUACUGCUAGACGAUGGGAAUCAUGGGAACUAUUGAGAUUCCUCAAGACUUUUCAGCCUUUAGCCUGGUUGUGUGCAGGGGACUUUAACGAGAUUCUUGAUCAAACGGAGAAGCAGGGUGCAGCAUUAAGACGUAUCUCUCAGAUUAACCAAUUCAGGAGGGCGCUAGAAGAUUGUGAUCUAAGUGACCUAGGCUUCUCUGGGCCUCGAUAUACUUGGUGCAAUAACAAGAGAGAUGAUAGCUUUACACAGGAAAGGUUUGACAGAGCGGUUGCUAAUACGGAAUGGUGUUCCAGAUUCAAUUAUGUGAGGGUUCAAGUUUUGGAAGCUAUUUGUUUGGACCACAAUCCGAUCCUUAUUUUGUUCAAUGAUGUGCCCUAUGAGACUGGGCCUUCUCGUCGGGCUUUCAAGUUUGAAGCCAAAUGGCAGCUGGAUCCUGAAUGCAAUGACAUCUCUAAAGCAGCUUGGGAGCAGGAGGUUUUGGAGUCUAAUCAGUUGAAGGAAAUCCAGGCCCGUCUCUUAGCUUGCCAAAGAGAUCUUACACGUUGGAGUAAAGCAAAAUUUGGAAGAGAUGCAGAAAUGCUGAAACAGAAGAGUAGGAGACUUUUGGAAUUGCAAGGAAACAACAGCCCGAACCAAAUUGAGGAUAUCAAGCAGAUCCAAAAGGAUAUUGAUGAUAUACUGGAAAGGGAGGAUAUCAAAUGGAAACAGAGAGCUAAACAGAAUUGGUAUUGCCAAGGAGACAGAAAUACUAAGUUUUUCCAUGCUUGGGCAAAUCAUAGAAGAAAGAUAAAUUCUAUCCGGUCUAUCACUGAUGAACAUGGAAGAACGUGGAGGAGACAAAAGGAGAUUGGUAGAGCUUUUGUUGAUUACUUUGGAGAUAUCUUCACCUCUAAUUGUGCUGCUGAUAUUUCCCAAUGCUUGGAAAAUAUGGAGUCUCGACUUUCGGAAGAGAUGAAUUCAUCUUUGUUGAGGCCUUUUACGGUGGAGGAGGUGGGUAUGGCACUUUCCCAGAUGCAUCCAUUGAAAUCAUCGGGUCCAGAUGGUUUUUCUGUGGGUUUCUUUCAAAAAGCUUGGUGUUUUGUGGGUAAGAAGGUGUCAGAGGCAGUUCUGUCUUUUCUUAAUGGGGGACCCUUUGAUGCGUCCAUAAAUGCUACUAACAUAUGUCUUAUCCCAAAGAUUCCAUCUCCGGAAUCGGUCAAGGAUUAUCGGCCUAUAAGUCUGUGUAAUGUGGUUUAUAAAUUGAUCUCCAAAGUGCUUGCUAAUAGAUUGAAGCUUGUUUUGCCGCAAGUUAUUUCUCUGGAGCAAAGUGCGUUUAUUCCGGGCCGAUUGAUAACUGAUAAUAUUAUUGUAGUUUUUGAAACUCUCUAUACCAUGGCAUCUCGACUAAAGGGUAGAAAAGGGUUCAUGGCUCUUAAGCUCGAUAUGAGCAAGGCGUAUGACAGUUUAGAGUGGGGGUUUUUGGAGGCUGUGAUGAGGAAGCUCGGAUUUGCUGAGAGAUGGGUUCAACUGAUCAUGACCUGCGUUCGAACAGUUUCAUAUACUGUUCUCAUUAAUGGCCUUCCCCAUGGUCAUAUUGUACCCUCCAGAGAUGAAUGGAGCCAAAUGAAGGAUAUUUUGGAUGUUUAUGAGAGGGCUUCUGGACAGAGAGUAAAUAUGGAGAAGACUUCUAUUUUCUUCAGCAAAAACACUAAGGAGGAGGAGGAGAGGAUUCCCAUCUUGCAGGAAACAGGGCUGAACCCUAUCCAGUGUUAUGAAUCCUAUUUGGGGUUACUAGCUAUUGUUGGUCGAUCCAGAAUCUCUACUUUUAACUACAUCAAAAGUCAUAUUUGGAAUCGAAUGAAUGGGUGGAAAGAAAAAUUCCUAUCCCACGCGGGGAAGGAGAUUCUUAUUAAAGCGGUCCUUCAAGCCAUCCCAACCUAUACUAUGAGCGUAUUUAGGCUUCCUAUUUCCCUUUGCCGUGAUAUAAAUAUGCUUAUGAGUAAAUUCUGGUGGGGGCAUAUGGAUAAUGUUGAUCGGAUGGUUUGGAUGGCGUGGAAAGGUUUAGGGAGGAGCAAGAAUUCAGGGGGUUUAGGAUUCCGGGACCCGGAGAGUUUUAAUUUAGCCCUUCUUGCCAAACAAGGGUGGCGCUUAAUCCAGAAUACAGGCUCUCUAGCUGCUAGGGUGCUUAAGGAAAAGUAUUUUCCUGGGAAAUCCUUUUUGGAGGCUUCCUUGGGUUCUAAACCUUCUUAUAUAUGGCGUAGUUUGUGGAUGGCUAAACCCCUCCUGCAGGAAGGUCUAAUCUGGAAGGUGGGAGAUGGUACUAACAUCAACAUCUGGGGAGAUUGCUGGAUUUUUUCUCCCCAUUCAAAUUCUAUUCAAUCUCCAGUUCGAAUCUUAAAUAAUGAUUCAAAAGUUGCCGAAAUUAUUGACCAGGACACCGAUAUUGUUAAGAAAAUCUGCAGCUUGGCUAUCAGUCCGGGCGUUGUGCAAGAUAGGCAGAUCUGGGCGUAUUCGGCAAAUGGCUUAUUCACUGUUCGAAGUGCUUACUAUCUGGAGCUGGAUAGGAAGGCCCGGCAGAAUGGUUGCAGCUCUCUUGGCCCUUACCAAAGUCCUAUUUGGAAGAUAAUCUGGAAGUUAAGAGUGCCUCGUGUAAUCCAUCUUUUUCUAUGGAGAGCUUGUAAUAAUAUUCUUCCUACGAAAGAAAAUUUACAUAGGAGGAAAAUUGUCACUGACCCGUUCUGUCCCUUGUGUGGCCGAGAAGUGGAAUCUACUGGACAUUCCUUAUGGAACUGUGAUGCGGCUCGUGCUGUAUGGUCCGAAAGCCCCCGAGUUAUCCAAAAGUGCGCCAUUAAUGCAACUGAUUUUCACUCUAUUUUUUGCAAACUGUAUGAAAGGUUGGAGAUUGAGGAUCUAGAGCUAACAGCCAUUAUUGCCCAGAGAUUAUGGCUCCGUAGGAAUCAAUGGGUUUUUGAGAAUAAGUUCACGCCCCCCAUCUGUUUGCUGGUGGGUGCGAAGGAAUCCCUUCAGAAAUUUAAGGAGGUUCAUACCCUGCCUUCAAAUCUUUGUGGCCGAGCUCCAGUUUCCAGUUCCCCAUGGAAUCCCCCCAACGUUGAUACCGUCAAGGUGAACUGGGACGCUGCCGUUGAUAAGCGAAAGAAGAUUAUGGGGGUGGGUAUCAUUGCUCGUAACAACUUCGGGGCAGUAAUCGCGGCUCAGUGUGCGGUUCAAAUGUUCAUUUUGGAUCCGUCGGUUGCCGAGGCGAUUGGUGCUAAAUUGGGUGCAGAACUUGGCCGUGCUUUGGGCCUCUUCUCCAUCUUCCUGGAGGGUGAUGCGAGCGAGGUGGUUUCGGCUCUUAAUCGGGAGGAGGAAGAGUUCAGUAAAAUGGGGAGUAUUAUUGCAGAAACUAGGAAGAUUCCUAUGGAGUUCCCUAUGUGGAAAGUGGGUGCGGUUAGGAGAUGCUGUAAUAAUGCAGCUCACCAACUUGCUAGGUUUGCAGUCAGUCAGAAUUAA